UAUAUUUCUAGAGGUAUUACUGGAGGAAUUUCUAAGGAAAUCCUGUAGUGGAACUUACAAACGAAUCUAUGGAGAAGUUAAUCCCUGCUCGAAAUCAUCAGGGAAGAUCUCAAGUGGUUCCUGGAGGACUCGCUGUUAGGAUCCUUUAAGAAAUCGUGCGAUAACUGAGAGAAUUUCGUGGAGAAAUCCCUGGCUGAGUAUUCCACAGAGAAAUCCUUGGUAGAUCGUAUAGAGGAACUUUCAUCUUUGAAAAAUGCCUGGGGAAAUUGCUAGAAGUCGUAGAGCAUAGAAGAAUUUUCGGGGAAAGUUGAAAGAAGAGAAAUUGAUGGAAUAAUUUAAUGUGGAAUCACUAUAAAGCUUCUGUAAGACUUUCUGUACUUUUCAGAAUUUUUUUUUUGGUAAUUCAGGAGAAAUUUUUAAAGUGAUCUAUGAAAUUGGUACCGAAAUCUGUGAUUUUUUUUGUUUAGAUAGUUGAAAAAUUCUUUAAGAAAUUUUGUUGGAAUUACUGGAGAAAUCCUUAGAAUAAUUUUUAUGGUCAUGGCAGGAGAAUUUCUCUCUUUGUUUCUGGAUCUAUUUCUAAAACAUAUGGACAUAUUUCUAAAACAUAUGUAGAGGGAAAUUUAAAGGAAUCCUCGGAGAACUUUCUGGAGGGACUCCUUAAAAAAUGAUGGAAGAAAUGAAAGAAAAUAUUUGAGAAAUACAUUAAAAGGCGCUCUGGAAGAAUCCAUACAGGUAUACUGAUAAUAUUUGUCAAAAAUUCUUGUUGGAAUUCCCAAAAUUUCUAGAACGAGAUAAAAGUCUACCAGACAUCUUAGGUAGAAAUGUUUAAGCAAUCCCUAGAAAAAUUCCACAAGGAAUAACUGACAUUAUUGUUGGAUUCGCGGGCGAUUUCGUCUUGACGAUAUCCGAUGAGAGUCUGGAAAAGGUGGAAGGAUGACGGUGGAGACCAUUAGCAUGAAAUCACUACCGGUUUGCCCGUGAAGCAGAUUAAGGUAGCAGCUGAAGACCGGUGGACAUAGCUAGCUCAGUCGUAGUUAGUUAUGGUAGUUAUUGAGUCAAACUCUAAAGAGCGCCAGGCAGUGUUGUAGGCUAUCACGGUAGUCGACACGUUUUCGUUGACAUUCGACAGCCUUUGUCUUCAGCAUUGACAACACGAGCGGUCAAAUGAGUAUACGACAAAAAAUGUCAAUUGAAUACAGCUGACCACAAUGUCGUCAACUGAAAACGGUACGGUUUUCUAUUUCUAUCAUUUUCCGUCAUAAAUGCGGCUUUCAUUGUAUGUAUGUGUCACAUUCAAGAUAACUAGCAACAACAAUUCUUGUUGUUUAUUAUCGAACAUUUCUGAAAUCUACGGAAAAAUUAUGACGUAUGAAAAUGUCAUCGUAUCAGACGACAUUCAUUCCACAGUUUUUUGUGUUUCUCGAUUUUCAUUCUACCGCCUUUGCAACGCGUGAUUGAUCAAUUGACUACUGACAAUGGAAGCGAAACGAACGUCGCGAUAAAUGUUGAAUGUUUACAGCGCUAGAGGUCAUUAAACUACCAACGCCUAUUAUAGCUCAUCAUCGCAAAAUGUGCUCAACAAGCUAAAAAUAAAGGUUAAAAAUAGAACAACUAAGCUUCUUCCUACAACGACCUUGUUUUAACCAGAACAUUGUCUUCAUUUUAUGUUAUUUGCAUUCAAGGAUUCCUUUACCUUGCAAUAAAACUGCUCUGAUAAAUUCUACUCACCGUUCUUCUCUAAACUCAUGCAAAUUAGCCUAAAGAUCUUAUCAUUAACGUAAGUUUGCUGUCAACACAAUUCAUAAUUUCGUUAAUCUUAUCUGCUAGCGUAAAAUGGCUAUCUUCAUUCACUGCUAGGAGAAGCCGUUGUCAAUUCCCAUUCUAAUCGUCACUGUUGUCUGCAUUGUUUGGUACACAAUCCCGCCCCUAUUCGUGAUAAUGAGGCGUCAAUUUGGAAUUUGUAUGGCAUCACUCAUCUUAAAUAGGAAUCCACAGCAGUUCAUGCCCCAUUAGUCCGUUUUGUAGCAAUCAAUGUGAGACACUUCUGCUAAACCUUACUUCGUUAAAUUUUGCAAUAUGCUGGUAACCUGUAUUCUAACGCUAACUCUUCUAAGCUAUACUUCGUCAUCAGAGGAUCCUUUGGAUCCCUACCCUCUCUCCCGAAGCAACGCAAGCCAUCAGCUUCGAAGUGAGAAGGUCAUCACCGAAGAAGUGCUAUCGUUGAACCGUCACUUCGUGGAUUACAUAAUCCAGGUCGAUAACGAGACUGUGAAGAAGUCCGCGGAUCUCCAUUGUUCUGUUCUGAUACAUCAGCUUUCGGAUGCAUAUCUCAACCGUCAACAGCACGGUCUGGAAUGUGAGUUUUUUGAAAUGAUCGUUUCAAGUGAAGAUCUACUCCCGUAAGUUUACCUCAACAGGGUUCGAUUCAUGGGGAACGCUUCCGACUGGAUCGUAUCACCGAAACAAGUAUGCGUUGGGCAAUGUUGAUCAGUGUCGAGCCAUCGGGGAAAUUCGCAUGCAGUACUGUGCAUUUGACGGAGCUUUCCCGAGUGAAUUGCAACCACUGGUGAUAGGACUGUGUAUUCCGCAAGUUUGUAAUCGGGAUUUUGUUCAACGGCUGUAUGGGCGCUAUUUGACUACCAAGGGAUUUCAACUGAAGCCCACGAUUGAGCAACAGCUGCACUGCAUUAGGGACGAAGAAAUCCUGUAUGACGGAGCGAUGAUAACUGCAAUGUAAGCAUUAGCUUUAGAACAAUUGUUGAAGAAUACAGUUUAACAAUUUUGUUCCAGAUUGAUAUCCAUCAUAGUUGGGCUUGCCGUACUGUGCGCUACGUCGUAUGAACUUGUAACGGAAGUUCUGAAUCGUACUCCCAAGCCACUGUACACCUCGUUUUCCCUAACGGGUAACGUACGAAGUAUCUUGCAUCUAGCUCCACGAUCCAAUACGUUGCAGCAGAAAUCGAACAUGAUCGAGUGUGCUCUCGGCAUCCGGUCGUUCUCCAUGAUCUGGAUUCUAGCUUUACAUGUCAUCGAAUUUCUGCGUUUUGUGCCGCUGGAGAACGAAUCCGCACGACUGGAGUAUCACAGAGGAUUUGUGCCUAGCAUGCUGUAUCCCAGCGUCAUAUUUGCGGUAGAUACUUUCCUGGCAUUGAGCGGAAUGUUGGUGGCAAUGACUAUGCUGCGGGAACUUGAUGCGAGGGGUAAAUUGAAUCCUUUGAAGUUCUAUUUGCAACGGUACAUCCGAAUCACAGCACCACUGGCAGCGCUGAUCCUGUUUCUAGUGUCAUUCGCCGGUUACAUGGGCGAAGGAGUGUUUUGGAAGCAAAACAUCGACCGGCUGAAGGUACCGUGUCUGAAGAAUUGGUGGGCUGCUCUGUUACACAUUCAGAACUACGUUGAUCCGGGGCGUAUGUGUCUACCGUGGACUUGGUACCUCUCCGUAGACAUGCAGCUCUACGUAUUCGCUCCAGCGAUAAUCUACCCCUUAUGGCGAUAUGGAAAACGAUUUCUUGUCGUCAUCGUCGCCAUUGCCAUUUCAUCUAUGGCAUUCGUCGCCGCUACAUUUUACCUGAAUGGAUUCCGACUGGGUUUUUUCGCUCCAGGCAGCAAAGUCCGUAGAUACAUCCUCACCUAUUACGCGACGCACGCACGGAUGCCAGUGUGGCUGUGGGGACUAGCCUUCGGUUAUCUACUCCACAAUACCAAAGAUACGAAGGUCAACCUUCGAAACCGGCACUGGAUUGCUGGAUGGAUUACGUGUUACUUCUUGCUGGGAUCGAUCAUCUUUGGCAACUACCAGAUCCAAGCGACGAAUGCAGAGGAGUAUUCGUACGUAAUUGACGCCUUGUACGAAACCUUGUCCCGAUCGGUGUUCGUCUUCUGCGUUCUGUGGAUCAUCCUGGCAUGCGUCAAUGGGAAAGGUUGGUUGGUGGAUGAAUUCCUGGGGGCUUCCAUGUGGCAACCGUUGUCCCGGUUGUCCUUCACCAUGUAUCUGCUGCACAUACCGCUGCUGGUGAUGGCCUCGGUGGCAUCGGCCAAGACGGCCAGCCAUUUUAGCGCUAUGGAUCUGUUCUAUCGGAUUUGCGGCACCUUCGGAUUGACGACGAUUGUGGCCUUGCUAUGGAGUGCCGUUUUUGAGCUGCCGUUUAUGGCACUAGCCAAGCUGGUUCUGAGUUGAGUUAAAUGAAGAAGAACUGGAUGAAGACGUCUGUCAAUAAAUAAACAUAACAUUAGAUUAUUAAAAGAGCGUAAUGUAUGUUUGGAAUUGUAUAGAUUUCAUCCGAGAUAGUGUAUUUCGCCCUAGAUUCGUUGCAGUCUUCAUAUGAGAUUUACGUGCCUUGGCCGGAU
This is a messenger RNA of Aedes aegypti (yellow fever mosquito), 4347 nucleotides long. Its product is annotated as nose resistant to fluoxetine protein 6. Lineage: Eukaryota; Metazoa; Arthropoda; Insecta; Diptera; Culicidae. The coding region runs from base 2966 to 4177 and encodes 403 amino acids. The record is from RefSeq and is a predicted model, not a curated record. The transcript is spliced from 2 exons. Gene Ontology annotation, molecular function: acyltransferase activity, transferring groups other than amino-acyl groups.